Molecule: messenger RNA, 1399 nt
Organism: Nicrophorus vespilloides
Lineage: Eukaryota; Metazoa; Arthropoda; Insecta; Coleoptera; Silphidae
Product: developmentally-regulated GTP-binding protein 2
Exons: 4
Coding region: 80-1057 (325 amino acids)
Biological process (GO): cytoplasmic translation
Cellular component (GO): cytoplasm
Molecular function (GO): GTP binding; GTPase activity
Source: RefSeq, a predicted model, not a curated record
CAAAAGUGCCAUGAGUCUUCUCCAUAAGCGUUUUGUAAGAUAGGUUUAUAUAUAAUUUUUUUAAUUAGUUGUUGCGACAAUGGGUAUAUUAGAGAAAAUAUCAGAAAUCGAGAGAGAAAUCUCGAGGACCCAAAAGAAUAAAGCAACUGAGUACCAUUUGGGAUUGUUGAAAGCCAAACUAGCUAAGUACAGGUCUCAGCUACUGGAGCCUUCAAAGAAAUCUGAGAAGGGUGAGGGUUUUGAUGUGUUAAAGAGUGGCGAUGCUAGAGUUGCCUUGAUAGGUUUUGCUAAUAUUCAAUUGUUAGAUUUGCCUGGUAUCAUUGAAGGAGCUUCCCAAGGAAAAGGAAGAGGUAGACAAGUAAUUGCUGUGGCUAGAACUGCUGAUUUGGUUGUAAUGAUGUUGGAUGCAACAAAGCAGGAUGUGCAGAGGCACCUUUUGGAGAAGGAAUUAGAAAGUGUUGGAAUUCGUUUGAACAAACAGAAACCAAACAUUUACUUUAAGAUUAAGAAGGGCGGUGGCUUGUCGUUCAAUUCGACGUGCCCGUUGACUAAGGUUGACGAGAAGCUGGUGCAGAUGAUCUUGCACGAAUACAAGAUCUUCAAUGCGGAAGUGCUAUUCCGGGAGGAUUGCAAUGCAGACGAACUGAUCGACGUGAUCUGCGCGAACCGGGUGUAUCUGCCCUGUCUGUACGUUUACAAUAAGAUCGAUCAGAUCUCCAUCGAAGAGGUGGAUCGAAUCGCGAAGCAGCCGAACAGCAUCGUCGUCAGUUGCAACAUGAAACUCAAUUUGGACUACCUCCUUGAGACCCUUUGGGAGUACCUCGCUUUAAUCCGUGUGUACACCAAGAAGCCGGGUCAACCGCCAGACUUCUCCGACGGUCUUAUCCUGAGGCGCGGCGUGUCCGUCGAGCACGUCUGCCACGCGAUUCACAGGACUCUCGCAGAGGACUUCAAGUACGGCCUGGUUUGGGGUACGAGUACCAAGUAUUCGCCGCAGCGCGUCGGUGCCAGCCACAUCAUGGCCGACGAAGAUGUCAUCCAGGUCGUCAAGAAGUGAAAAGUAUGUUUUUCUAUGCAAGUAAACACCAAGCACGCAUCCAGGCAAAGAAGUGCGCUCGUUUUUCUUUUAUGAAUUAUUCAUUAUUUUUUAUCUUAAAUUAAAUAAAAACUAAUUUAAUUGCUAAAACUCAAUUUUAGUAAUUUUUAACAAAAAAAAAGUACCGCAUUCGAUUUAUUCCAUUUAAUCCAUUUCUUAAUUACAGUGGAACCUCGCAUAACGAGCAUUUCGCUUAACGAGUAAAGUAAACUGUAAGAAAAAUGACUCGCUUAACGUGCUAUGUUUCGCAUAACAAGUGAGGAGGAGCAGAUAAGUCCCGGAUUGCGCGCUUGCUACAUCAUU